UAUAAGAGAGAGGCAGCUGUCAGCGGCUCCACAAAGCCUUAUCUCUCCAUCUGCUGCUGCUGCUGCUGCUCUGUCUGGACGCUUAGCAACGCUCUGCAUACAGCGGACCAACAUGUCGCUCACCUCCAUUCUUUCAGCUGAGGCCAUUGAAAACGCUGUCAAGGACUGUCAAGCUCCGGAUUCAUUCUGCUACAAAAAGUUCUUCAAGCUGUGUGGCCUGUCCUCAAAGAUGCCCCAGGAAGUCAAAGAUGUCUUCCAGAUCCUCGACGAGGACAACAGCGGCUUCAUCGAGGAGUCUGAGCUCAAGUUCUUCCUGCAGCGGUUUGUCCCUGGGGCACGGACACUGAGUGAGGCAGAAACCAAGACCUUAAUCUCAGCAGCUGAUGAUGACAGUGACGGCAGAAUUGGAGCAGAGGAGUUCCUGACCAUGGUGCAGUCCUGAGUCUUUCCCAUGAAAACAGCUCAAGCCUUCAGGUCUGCAGCCCUCUCCUCACCUCUGGAGUCUAAAGAUCCCAGCUUCCACUCCCAGUGAUUUAUUUUGUUUUCUACUAAAUUAUGUGUGGCCUAAUUGUUUUUCCAGACACUGUGUCCAGUUAAAGACAACAGACUGUCAAUGUGUCUUUUUCCACUUGGAAAACACUGUGCAUACCCCACCUCUGUCAAUGAAUGAGAUGAAUAAACGUGUGGAAACACA
Molecule: messenger RNA, 694 nt
Organism: Gymnodraco acuticeps
Lineage: Eukaryota; Metazoa; Chordata; Actinopteri; Perciformes; Bathydraconidae
Gene: pvalb9
Product: parvalbumin 9
Exons: 5
Coding region: 113-442 (109 amino acids)
Cellular component (GO): cytoplasm; nucleus
Molecular function (GO): calcium ion binding
Source: RefSeq, a predicted model, not a curated record